This is a messenger RNA of Bacidia gigantensis, 711 nucleotides long. RefSeq lists its product as uncharacterized. The record is from RefSeq and is a predicted model, not a curated record. Gene Ontology annotation, cellular component: transcription factor TFIID complex; SAGA complex. Lineage: Eukaryota; Fungi; Ascomycota; Lecanoromycetes; Lecanorales; Ramalinaceae. The coding region runs from base 1 to 711 and encodes 236 amino acids. The transcript has a single exon. Gene Ontology annotation, biological process: RNA polymerase II preinitiation complex assembly; DNA-templated transcription initiation. Gene Ontology annotation, molecular function: RNA polymerase II general transcription initiation factor activity; transcription coactivator activity; protein heterodimerization activity.
AUGGCGGACGCUGAUGGCUCCAGCUCUGCCAUGGCUGCCUCUCAGCUCACCGAUCCUCGAUCUGACAACCUUCAGGACAAAAACUUAACGUCUUCAGCUCCUCAUGAUCCUACUGCGUCAAAACGACCUCGUGAUGCUCGUCUUAUACAUAUGAUCUUAGCCCAGUAUGGCGUCACGGCUUAUCAAGAGCGUGUCCCUCUGCAACUCAUGGACUUCGCUUAUCGUUACACGUCCUCCACUCUACAGGAUGCUUUACAUCUUAGUAACGAAGGCUACGGCAAUGCUGGUUCCGGCAUUGGAACAAGCACUGGAGGCGGUAAAUCCGGAGCGGAAGGCAAUACACUAAACCUUGCAGCCUUGAGACUCGCAAUCCAUUCAACAUCUCAUUACCAAUACAAUCCUUCUCUCCCAAAAGAGUUCUAUAUGAAUCUUGCCCAAGAAAAGAACAAGAUCGGCUUGCCUUCUGUGCAGAAAGAAUGGGGUAUGAAAUUGCCACCUGAGCAGUAUCUAUUGACUGGACAGCACUGGGAGAUGGCCGAAGAAUUCGAUAUGAUUGAUGGGGAGGAAAUGGGUAAUCGAGAUAUGUCCAUGCGGGACCAAGAGGACGCCGAUCAAGGGGACGGUGAAGUGGAAGGUGGAACCAUGGAAGACAUAUUUGGGUCAGGUGGAGAUGGGGCUGCUAAUGAAGGGGACGACCGAAUGCUAGAAUAG